GCUGUUGACAGACCCGGGAGUCGAAGCGGUCGGAGGGCUUUACGGCUGUGGAAUGCCGAAAAGUGCGUGAGUGCAGGCGCUGGGACGUUUUAUUCUGUCUUCCAGAUCCGGGGGUCUGGAGGUGAUGAAAGCAGCUCGAAACAAGGACUGGAAAUGACUUGAAACGAUUCCUGGAGAAAGGAUUUCCUGCAGCUGAAGGUCGCCGGGGCCCAGCAUAGUAUCCAAGCAUUCUGAACAGAGAGCCAGCGCCUUUCAACUCCCUUCUAUAAUCUGGCUCCUAGGUAUGUUAUGAAUAAAAGUGGCUACUUUCCAUAAUAAAUGAAAAUGGCCAAUUCUUUGAGAGGAGAAGUACUGAAUCUUUAUAAAAAUCUGCUGUAUCUUGGACGAGACUAUCCAAAAGGAGCAGACUAUUUUAAAAGGCGUCUGAAGAAUGUUUUCCUAAAAAACAAAGAUGUGAAGGACCCAGAGAAGAUCAAAGAACUUAUUGGACGGGGUGAAUUUGUAAUGAAAGAGCUAGAAGCCUUAUACUUCCUUAGGAAAUACAGAGCGAUGAAACAACGCUAUUAUUCAGAUACCAACAAAACUAACUGAUCUAUAUUACUAUAAUUUGACUGGAAUUCAGUGCCAGCUCUUUAUGUACACCAGAUAUAACAGUAUCUGCAACUUAAAAUGGCAAGAUGUACACAUUAUGUAAAAAAUACCUGAGCUGCCUUAAUGAACUAAAAUAAGCAACUUUGGUUCACAGAGCUUUAUCAGCAAACCUUUGUUAAUUUUUAUACAAAAUCAGCAAUAUAGCCAACUACCAAUUAAAAAUUAACGAGUACCCAA
This is a messenger RNA of Neogale vison (American mink), 828 nucleotides long. RefSeq names its product electron transfer flavoprotein regulatory factor 1 (gene ETFRF1). Gene Ontology annotation, cellular component: mitochondrion. NCBI's taxonomy places the organism in Eukaryota, Metazoa, Chordata, Mammalia, Carnivora, Mustelidae. The transcript is spliced from 5 exons. The coding region runs from base 319 to 591 and encodes 90 amino acids. The record is from RefSeq and is a predicted model, not a curated record. Gene Ontology annotation, biological process: respiratory electron transport chain.